UGUUGGAGAUGUAAAAAAAAAACGGAGAGAGGAGGAGGGGGAGGGAAAACACUAAAGGGGGUAGCUAUGGAGAUAGAGCGUUUUCCUGGCUGCUUUCUUUGACAGGUGUUGAGUGGGGUAAAAGUCUUAAAACAGAAUCCAGCAUGUACGCCAAAGGUAAAGGAGCUGUCGUCCCUUCUGAUAGUCAAGCGAGAGAAAAGUUAGCUUUAUAUGUGUAUGAGUACUUGCUGCAUGUUGGCGCACAGAAAUCAGCACAGACCUUCCUGUCAGAGAUUCGAUGGGAAAAAAAUAUCACAUUAGGAGAGCCUCCUGGAUUCCUGCACUCAUGGUGGUGUGUAUUCUGGGAUCUGUACUGUGCAGCUCCAGAUCGACGGGAGACAUGUGAACAUUCCAGCGAGGCCAAGGCUUUCCACGACUAUAGUGCGGCAGCAGCUCCCAGUCCUGUGAUGGGCAACAUGCCGCCCAAUGACGGCAUGCCAGGAGGACCCAUGCCUCCCGGUUUCUUUCAAGGCCCACCCGGGUCACAACCAUCACCACACUCACAGCCCCCUCCACACAACCCCAACAACCCCAUGAUGGGGCCACACGGCCAGCCUUUCAUGUCUCCACGGUACCCAGGUGGACCCCGCCCAUCACUCCGCAUGCCAAAUCAGCCUCCCGUUGGAGUCCCAGGGUCACAGCCGCUCCUGCCAAACAAUUUGGACCCCACCAGACCGCAAGGACAUCCAAACAUGGGCGGCCCGAUGAGGAUGAACCCACCCAGAGGAAUGGGAGGCAUGGGCCCACAGAACUACGGCGGUGGAAUGAGGCCUCCUCCAAACUCUCUCGGUGGUCCUGGAAUGCCUGGUAUGAACAUGGUUCCGGGAGGUCGGGGGCCUUGGCCUAACCCUAACGCAAACUCGAUAGCAUACUCGUCUUCAUCACCAGGAAACUAUGUGGGGCCUCCAGGAGGUGGCGGACCUCCAGGAACUCCCAUCAUGCCAAGCCCAGGAGACUCGACGAAUUCCAGUGAAAACAUUUACACGAUGAUGAAUCCAAUCGGCCCUGGUGGCAACAGACCGAAUCAGUUCCCAAUGGGGCCGGGGCCCGACGGUUCGAUGGGUGGAAUGGGAUCGAUGGAGCCGCACCAUAUGAACGGUUCUUUAGGCUCGGGUGAUAUGGAUGGGUUGACAAAGAACUCUCCGAACAACAUGGCAGGUAUGAAUCCCCCAGGAACUCCGCGGGACGACGGGGAGAUGGCAGGCAACUUCUUAAACCCAUUCCAAAGUGAAAGUUAUUCACCCAACAUGACGAUGAGUGUGUGAUUUUUCUGUUUUCUUUUGUUUUUAUUUUUCUAACCCAUCCCCCAUCCCACUUCCUGUUAUCCUCAUCUCUGCUGCGUUUGGCAUGUUGUUGUUUUUUUUUUUUUUUUGCUCGAUCUUCAACUCCCCAAACUCUCUCAAACACUCUGUGCUGGCGCGAUGGCGCCUUUCAGCCACUCGGCGUGGCCACAGAGCGAAGGACUCCCAGUACAAAGCCGAAAGAAAGCAGGCAUCGGGCCUCCUGACGGACUCAACUUGCCUGCCAGGCUUCGUCACUGGAUCGGGACACUAAGGGCCCCCGAUUAAACCACCGUGUGUGUGUGUGUUUGUACAUAUGCGCGUGUGUGGGACUGUGCCAGGAAGACACUUCAUAACUAUCCAUGUUUUCUCUAUUUUUAUUUUUAUUUUUUUUUUGUCAGCAAUGAAACACUGAAACUAGCGGUUGUUUUGAUUGCUGUGUACAUUUUAAAAUGGAAAAAGCUAAAGUGGUGACGCUGGGGGCAGGAAUGGUCUCAUUACAAUAUAUUUGUAUAUUAUUGAUAAUAUUAUUGUUAUAAUUUUCAUAAUUGCUAUGAUGAUGACUCAUAAUUUUAUGGAUUUUCCUGUAAAGGGCACAUUUGUAUCUCAACAACAUCAAUGAUCGAAUAAGCACACAUUCAAAUGCACAAUGACACUUCUGUUUACAUGAUUUUAGGUAUUUUUAUGUCUCUUCGUUUGAGUUUGUUUCGUCAGAUUUCUGCAUAUACCUCUUCCUGUGUUCUGAUGCCAUCACUACCGAGAUGUAAAACCUCAGUUUUUGUGUCUCUAUAAACAAAAAGUGGCUACAAUCACUGGUUUAAUGCAUCAGCACUGUAUUAAAAGAUUGGAGUACAUUUCGAAGUCUAAAAGGGUGACGUUGCAUAUUCACUGCCAUCUAUUCUUGCCUUGGUCAUGAACGGUCAAUAAUAAUACAAUUUACCAUCCAUUCUAGGUGAUUUGCCACUGACAGUUACGAUAUCAUUCGUGUUCAUUGUAAUUUUGCCACUAUGUGUUUGCCACGUUGUUUUCCAAGUCUUUUUAGAAAUAUUAUACCCACGUGUUUGUAACAGUAGUUUGAGGCAGGCUGCUUUUACAAGCACGAGUUUCCUUGUGCUCUAUAGUCCCAUGUCUGUAAAUAUCUCCUUUUUUUUUUUUUUUUGGUCAUGGACCUUAUUGGUAUUUUCAAUACACUACUUGUCUGUGAAGCUCA
Carassius gibelio (silver crucian carp) is the source of this 2529-nucleotide messenger RNA. RefSeq names its product single-stranded DNA-binding protein 3. Bases 144 to 1304 code for a protein of 386 amino acids. The transcript has 18 exons. Gene Ontology annotation, biological process: positive regulation of transcription by RNA polymerase II. NCBI's taxonomy places the organism in Eukaryota, Metazoa, Chordata, Actinopteri, Cypriniformes, Cyprinidae. Gene Ontology annotation, molecular function: protein binding; single-stranded DNA binding. The record is from RefSeq and is a predicted model, not a curated record. Gene Ontology annotation, cellular component: nucleus.